ACUUCACUCAUUUCUCAUCCUAAAAAUGGAGUUUCUUCUACCUUAUAAUUUCUUUCUGCUUUUUCCUCUUAUUCCCCUUCUUGUGUACUAUAUCAUGACAUCUAAAGGUAAAUACCAAAAGAGUCGUGAUCAAAACUCACCCAAUUUUCCUCCUAGCCCUCCCAAGCUACCAAUCAUUGGUAACUUACAUCAAUUAGCAUGCAAACCUCCUCAUCUUGCUCUACAUAAACUCUCCCAAAAAUAUGGCCCAGUUAUGCUUCUGAAACUAGGUAGUGUACCCACACUCGUAAUCACAUCGGCAGAAGCUGCAGAACAAGUAUUGAAAACAUAUGAUCUUGAUUUUUGUACUAGACCUCCAUUGGCUGGUCCAGAACGUCUAUCGUAUCAUUACCUAGAUAUUGCGUUUGUACCAUAUGGGGAGUAUUGGAGAGAGAUGCGAAAAAUAUGUUUUCUUGAAUUUUUUUGCACCAAGAAAGUUCAAUCCUUUAAGGUUGUUAGGGAGGAAGAAGUUGGAGUUAUGAUUGGUUCCGUCUCCGUAACUUCCUCAUCUACUGAUGCUACUCCUGUUGAUAUACUUAAAAUAUCAAGAUGCUUAUUAAGCAAAAUUCUAUUUAAAACUUGUUUUGGUAAGAUUUCUCAAAGUAGACCUGAGCUAUUCAAUGAUGAUCAUGAUAGACGACUGGUGAGGAUUCUUCACGGAGCUGUGGACGCAAUAAAUUGUUUUUCUGCGUCCGAUCUUUUUCCUAGCGUAGGUUGGGUUAUUGAUAGGAUUACUGGAUUUCAUGGGAGAACUGAAAAAUGCUUUCAUGAUUUAGAUGGAUUUUUUCAACAAAUCAUAGACAUACGCUCCAACUCUAAGAAACCAGAACACGAGCAAGAAGAUUUUCUUGAUAGUUUGCUGAAAUUAGAGAAGGAAGAAGCAAGCACAAUUCCUCUCACUAUUGACCAUAUCAAAGCAGUUUUUACGGUCGUAUUUCUUGCCGGAGUAGACACGUCUGCUAUAACAUUGAGUUGGGCAAUGUCAGAACUGAUCAAAAAUCCAGAAGCCAUGAAAAAAGUGCAAGAAGAGAUUAGAAGCAACUUGGGAUCGAAAGGGAAGGUACAAGAAUCAGACCUUGAUCAGUUCCACUACUUAAAAAUGGUAGUUAAAGAGACUCUAAGGUUGCACCCAGCAGGACCACUAUUGCUUCCUAGAGAAAGUAUAAGACCCAGCAAGGUUGAUGGAUACGACGUGUUGGCGAAAACUAGGGUGCUAGUAAAUGCAUGGGCCAUUGGAAGGGAUCCUGCGUAUUGGCAAAACCCAUAUGAAUUUAUUCCAGAGAGGUUCAAAGACAGCUCUAUUGAUUUUUUGGGAGGACGAAACUUUGAAUUCUUACCAUUUGGUGGUGGUCGAAGAGGUUGUCCCGGAGUGAAUAUGGGAAUUAUAAUGACAGAGCUCAUCCUUGCCAAUCUACUAUACUCUUUCGAUUGGAAAAUGCCAAAUGGGUUAAAGAAGGAAGACCUAAACAUGGACGAAUCAUCAGGUAUAAGUAUCUACAAGAAAUUUCCACUUGAACUUGUACCCAUCAAGUAUAACUGAUUGGGGAUUAUUUAAGUAGAAGGUACUUCAUUAUUAGUGUGUGUGUGUUUUUCAUAAUUUUAA
Molecule: messenger RNA, 1642 nt
Organism: Papaver somniferum (opium poppy)
Lineage: Eukaryota; Viridiplantae; Streptophyta; Magnoliopsida; Ranunculales; Papaveraceae
Product: cytochrome P450 71B34-like
Exons: 2
Coding region: 26-1579 (517 amino acids)
Molecular function (GO): heme binding; iron ion binding; monooxygenase activity
Source: RefSeq, a predicted model, not a curated record